Messenger RNA from Eriocheir sinensis (Chinese mitten crab), 1196 nucleotides. RefSeq lists its product as uncharacterized. Gene Ontology annotation, molecular function: signaling receptor activity. Lineage: Eukaryota; Metazoa; Arthropoda; Malacostraca; Decapoda; Varunidae. The record is from RefSeq and is a predicted model, not a curated record. The transcript is spliced from 7 exons. The coding region runs from base 1 to 1110 and encodes 369 amino acids.
AUGGCCCCUCGACGCGAUGGGCAGGGGCCAGGGGCCUGGCAACCACCAAGGGCGUGGGGUUACCGACCCACCAUCAACUGGCAGGAGAUCGCGGUGCAGCGCAAGCUGGUGGCGAACAAGCAGGUGCUGGCGUGCAUCGUGGUGAGCGGCGUGGUCAUCGUCACGACCGGGGUCAUCCUCACCGUGCUGGGCUUCCUGGUCAUCAAGAGCCAGUGUCCCUUCCUGUGGCGGGAGCGCGCGGGCUUGUGCUACUACGUGGCCAAACACAACACCACCUGGGAGGACGGCCGCGCCUACUGCACCUCCCAGAGCGCCGCGCUGCUGCACCUCCACUCCCUCGCCGAGGCCGACUUCGUGACGGAGUUAAUGUCGGGGCGCAGCUGGCUGGGGGCGCGCAGGAAGCCGGGGCAGCAGGAAUCGUGGAAGUGGACGGACUCGGGCGCGUCGCUCAACUACUCGCGCUGGCCCGGGGGGAGCGUGCCCGCCAGCCUGAGGAGCGACCUGUGCGCCGCCGUGGAGCCAAGCGGAGAGUGGUUAGCAGUGGAAUGCGAUGCCGAUGAAACAGCUUACGUGAUCUGCGACUAUACGCCAGGCUACAACCCCUUCGUGCUGGUGGGGCCGGUGGUGGCUGGCUGCGGCGUGGUGGUGCUAAUCCUGAGCGUGGAGGUGUGUAUCCGCCACCGGGAGUCCAUCAGCAAGAACCGAAAACUGGGCGACCAGGAUGAAAGCGACAGAGAGGUGGACGAGGGCAUCAUUAACUACGGCUACGGGAACUUUGGGGCGGAGGAGGAGGAGGAGGAGGAGGACAAGAGGAAAAAGAUAGCGGAAGAGGAAGCAGAGAAGAACAAGGACCUCCAGCGAAUACAGAAGGUCGUGGUGUCGCCGGGGAAAACGAAGGAAGAGGAGACGAAGGAGGAGGAGGAGGAGGAGAAGGAGGAGGAGGAGGGGGAGGAGGCUACUGAAGGAGGGGAGGAGGAGAGUGGAAGCCCUAAGGUGGAGGUCGUCCCCGCCUCCCCCUCCCCCGCCCCCCUUUCCAUUCCCUCCGUUGACGAAAAUUCCCCUUCGCAGGAAAAUCUUGAGUUACUCCUCUCACCUAAAACCCUGGAGUGACCCCCCUUCCCAUUCUCUCUCUCUCUCUCUCUCUCUCUCUCUCUCUCUCUCUCUCUCUCUCUCUCUCUCUCUCUCUCUCUCUCUCU